CAUAAUUAUACACACACAUAUAUAUAUUCCAAAAUGAAGGCAAUAAGCUCGUUUUCCUUUCUCAAAGUUGUCCGGGCAGUGGUGACAGUAGCUGCAGUCGUUGCGGUACAAAUGGUAGUGUUCAAUGGUCGAGAUGUUCGCCAAUUGUUCACCUCUACACAAGUACGUACAAUAAAGUCACAGGAGAAAUUUGGUAUUUUGCCAAGUGGAAGGGUAACCAUGACAACGUUAGAUAGGAUGGGAGAGGCUAAAGUAGAGUGUGAGCACGAUGUGUGCGUCUUCGAGAAUAUCUGCGUCGAGAAAAGUGCGCACAAGAAAGUACCGGAACAGUGGUUCACAACGUCACCACUGUCCAACUACGAACCCCUUGUGUUCCAAGUGAAAGACCACACCACAUCCUUCAAAGUAGAACUCAGAGAGGCUACCGCACAGGACGUGCAGAUGGUAAAAGGGACCACAGUACUGUUCACGGUGCCCACAGGCAACUACUUCUUCAAUGUGUUGAACGCCUUCAGCAUUUGGACCAGUAUCAACAAACACGUGGAUCUCACAGCCCCUCAGGACCACCCCAACCACGGCGCAACAGCAGAAGACGACCCACACGACACACGCACGCACGACCACAUGCAUCUGGUGCCCCCGCACACACACACCCACACCUCCUCGCACGCGUCUGCGUAUCUGCUGAUGGCCUUAUUACGCACACGCCGCGUGUUUGCCUUCCCGAAGUCCGGCGCUGCUCUACUGCACCGCGCGAUCUACCACGGACACGCGGAUAACAGCGUGAGCGGAGACCACGCCGAUGAUGUCAUUGGUCACGGGGGCGAGCCGACGGAUUACGGGCUGCCUCCGGCGCCUACCGCCGAUGCGUCUAACUACCACGCCACACGGCGCGGGGAUAUGGAUGAACUCUAUGAUGUGCGAGAGAGUCUUUUUGAGCGUAGCGGUGGCACUGGCAAUGGCGCGAGUGGGCGGGUGCCAGAGGUGGCGUGUUUUAGUCGUGCGGUGGUUGGCAUGGAAACGCGCGGAGCGAUGCUGACUGGGCCACAGAUGGAGCACGCGGAUCAAUCUCUGGCCAAAGCCAUACAGACCAGAGACACAACCAAAGACCCGCAGCGCAGGAGUCGCAUCGACCGCAUGUUGCAGAUCCACCACGAGAACUUCAAGUACCUACCCGCAUUCAGGGAUCAUUUGUUGAGGAAUUUAGGUCUGCAGGAUGUCGCCAUGGAGCCAAAACGAGUGCUGUUGGUUUCCAGAGAUGCACCCCGGUUUAAUACUGGCAAAGACCAAUAUCGCAAGAUCCUGAACAGAGAUGAGAUGAUCGAUGUGCUGGAGAGCCGGGGCUAUACCAUACAUAGGGUUGACUUUGCAUCGAUGACUGUGCCCGAGCAGAUUAUCGAAGUCCGCAAAGCCAAUCUGUACAUCGGCAUGCAUGGAGCGGGCAUGGUCAAUACGAUGUGGCUACACCCGAGUGCGUGUGCGAUUGAAUUGCAUACGUACGGCUUUCAGAAGUGGGGCUACGAAGGACUGGCGCAGUAUCUCGACCAGUGCUAUGAGUCAUGGGUCAAUGGCAGAGAACAGGACACGCGUGAGACGUGGAAGUCACGCCUGUACGAGCCGUCGCAACGGGACUACUGGCGAUCGAGAGAUCAAAUCGUAAACGCGAAGGAGUUUGAAGACACGGUGAAGUCUGCAGAGGAACAGCUGAGACAAAGGCAGACCCGUGGAGAAAAUAUAAGUCAGAGUCAAACGGAUAGGAAUAGGUGAUCGGAUAAACAUAAGUAAUAGCUCAAAGAACAAACAUAAGCA
Messenger RNA from Sphaeroforma arctica JP610, 1809 nucleotides. RefSeq lists its product as hypothetical. The coding region runs from base 34 to 1767 and encodes 577 amino acids. Gene Ontology annotation, molecular function: glycosyltransferase activity. The transcript is spliced from 10 exons. NCBI's taxonomy places the organism in Eukaryota, Ichthyosporea, Ichthyophonida. The record is from RefSeq and is a predicted model, not a curated record.